Molecule: messenger RNA, 1169 nt
Organism: Camelina sativa (false flax)
Lineage: Eukaryota; Viridiplantae; Streptophyta; Magnoliopsida; Brassicales; Brassicaceae
Source: RefSeq, a predicted model, not a curated record
AUUAAAGCCCAUCUCAAGGCCCAUUCAAACAUGUCUUGCCGCUUUUUUAAUUUCUUGUUUGGCACAAUUGCAUUUUUUUUCUUUUCUUUUUUGGUUUCUUCUGAAAUCUUUCAGAGUCACUCAAUCCUACAACACAAGCAUACAAAUACAACGUUUUCUAGUUUGGAGAAAACGUGAGAAGAUAGAUAUUUUAUGAAUGGAACAAAAUAAAACAGUUAAUAACUUUUGUAUUUUUUUUUUGGAGAAAGAAAGGCAGAAGAAGAAGAGACAAGAGAAUGUGAGACACGAGGAGGGAGGGGACGACUCCUCUCUCUUACGGAAAUUUCCAGGAAAGUCACCGGAGCAGGUUAUGGGAGCCACACGAUAAGGAUUUUGUAUUUCAAACGACGACAAUGACGUCGUGAUGUAGCGCAAUCAUGCACGUCCUACUCUCACUUUCUACACCAAACCUUUAUGCAACAAAUCCAUCCUACUAAAUUAUCUCCAUUAAUAUUUUAUUUAUUUAAACUCUUCUUCUUUUCUUCUGUGGUGGGUGACUGACAUAGUUUUCUUCAUUUGAUUAAAAUAUAUUUACACAGGUUUCAUUUUAUCUAUUCCAGUGAGGAGAUAGGAAUAGACACAACCCCCAGAGAAGAUAAACAAAGAGAGAUGAUGAAUGAAGCAGCCAUUAAUCUAUUAUGAGCAGGAGUUGAGAUUCCAGAAUAAGAGAGUGUAGUACCUCUGAUCUAAUGGUAACUUCGACGGUGGAGGCCUUGAGUCCUGUAGACGCCGAGGGACUUCCCUUCACAAGAGACAAACACUACGCCAUGCAUGGUGAGAUCUUGACUGUUGUUCUUGUCAUCAUCUUUGCCGUCUUCCUCUUGUUCCUCGUGCUGCUUCCUUGUCUUAAACGCCGUUACAGUCCCCAGUCCGACCUGUCAGAAGAGGAGGCUUCCUCUAGCGGAAGACUCAAGCCUUUACCUGUUGUAAGCAAAUGAUAUAUUUCGACAUAUAUAGCCACAGGCCAAACAACUAACAACUGCGUGUAUUGAGUGUCUUAUUACAAAUUGCAGAACGUCUGUAAAGUCGUCAUAUUUCUCACUAUUGGAUAGAACAUUACAACAUUGUACCUAGCUGCAAUUGCAGCUGAAAAAUAAGAUCCAUGGACAACAACAAUAUGAGAUUUUUCA